AUGUCCUUGAAUUGGCCUCGGAAUAACUCAAGGUGGUCAACUGAUUGGCCACCAAAGUCGCGCACCUGCUCCGCAACUCCUCUGCCACUCUUCGGCAGUCUCCUCAAAACGCUUGAGCUCGAGACUCUUGACGACAAUACUGCCUUACAUCCUGACAACACUGACCCGAUCAGGAUCGAGAAUGCCCGAUUCGUCUCGUCGUACAGCUGGAUGGACACACGCGGUAAAGGGCCAACCAUCCUCGUUCCGGGGAAGCCCCCACUGUGGACUCCCCAAAAGGGCCCUCAACAACUCAAACAGGACAGCGGAACCUAUUAUCGUGACAAGAACGCCGCCCGCUAUCCAGCACAUCCGCUGGAACCAGCGAUCAUUGUUGCCCUUGAGGCAGACCCUGAGCUUCCCUCAAAUUUAGACAUCUUCUGCUGUGCGAGCACACUCGGCAACUUGCUGCGCUUUGUUCGCGGUGAGAACAAGCAGUUUCGCAUGGUGGUGUAUAAGCUUGGACGGACCUUUUUCUUCGUGAGAAGGGAGAACUCCCCUACUGAGGUGAUCCCAGAUGUGAAGGGUUACGGCCAUACAUUCCCUGAGGCAAAUACUACGUGGGAGGAGGAUGUCAAAGGGAGUGGGAGUCACCAACGACUGGUGAGCUAUCGCUUUAGUGGGAUGAAGCUGUGUGUGAGAAGUGAGGCAGAUGGGUACAUCAAGAAAGAGGAGGACAAAGAAAUGUCAACCUCCGGGAAGGCAACCACAAACAUCACUGGGCCUCCUGCCCCUCCUUGGCCUAGUCCUACCCUUGAGUCCCUUGCCACCGCCCUCGACAUUCUGGAAGUUACUCCGCCUUCUCAAUCCCCAAGGCCCUCCGACAUCCCCACAUCCCCCACUGCCCAAUCCCCACUCCCCGCAGGUCUCAAAAUCCUCCGCUCAUAUACCCCGCCAAUCCCUCAGUCCCACAUCUUUGACCUCAAAACUCGUUCCAUGAAGAAAAGACCACUCGAAAACGUUCUCCUAGAUGAGGAAAUCCCACGUCUCUGGAUCCGACAGCUCCAAUAUUUUAUCCUGGCAUAUCAUGAUAGAGGCCUCUUCCGACUGACGGAUGUCGAAGUUAGAGUUGUCAAAGAUGAUGUGAGAAAGUGGGAACUGGAUCACCAGAGGGAGUUAGGAAAGUUCGCAAGGGUGUUGCGAUGGGUUAUAGAUGUAGCAGAGGAAUAUGCUGCCAAUGAGGAUCAUGGCAUUGAAAUUUGCUUGAGGGAGAGCAAGAAGUUGGAGGCUAGGAAGGUAGUAGGGUUAAAGUAUGGGGUGGCAUCUAAGGGGGUGAGAGAGUGGUGGGAAGGAUUGGUGAAAGAAAAGGAUCCGGAGACAAACUCAGGCGAAGAGGAGGGAAGUGAGGAAACUGAAUCGACUUAUGCCAAUGAUUGGAUGGUUUGA
Molecule: messenger RNA, 1425 nt
Organism: Thermochaetoides thermophila DSM 1495
Lineage: Eukaryota; Fungi; Ascomycota; Sordariomycetes; Sordariales; Chaetomiaceae
Exons: 2
Coding region: 1-1425 (474 amino acids)
Source: RefSeq, a predicted model, not a curated record